GGCUCUUGACGGCUUCGCCAUUUAGGGCUUGUCAGUAGGGUUUUUGAGGCGGAGGAGAAAUCUCGGCGCCAUGGGGCACACCGCUGUGUGGAACUCGCAUCCGAAGAAGUAUGGACCUGGAUCUAGGCAGUGCCGGGUCUGUGGGAAUGGCCACGGCCUCAUUCGCAAAUACGGGAUAAUGUGCUGCAGACAGUGCUUCAAGACUUACGCCAAGGACAUUGGCUUCAUCAAGUACCGGUAGAGUGAAAUCGAGCUCCAGGAAGUUCUCAAUCUAGGAAAAAUGGAUCCGCGAGAGAGGCGAUCGAAAUUUUGACAAGAAAAAAAAAACCAUGUAGCUUGAGUUCUUCCCGGAAUGAAAUUGUUCUCUGUUUUUCCUUGAUCGAA
This is a messenger RNA of Selaginella moellendorffii, 384 nucleotides long. Its product is annotated as 40S ribosomal protein S29. The transcript has 3 exons. NCBI's taxonomy places the organism in Eukaryota, Viridiplantae, Streptophyta, Lycopodiopsida, Selaginellales, Selaginellaceae. Gene Ontology annotation, cellular component: cytosolic small ribosomal subunit; ribosome. Gene Ontology annotation, biological process: translation. The coding region runs from base 71 to 241 and encodes 56 amino acids. The record is from RefSeq and is a predicted model, not a curated record. Gene Ontology annotation, molecular function: structural constituent of ribosome; zinc ion binding.